Molecule: messenger RNA, 2381 nt
Organism: Fundulus heteroclitus (mummichog)
Lineage: Eukaryota; Metazoa; Chordata; Actinopteri; Cyprinodontiformes; Fundulidae
Gene: nploc4
Product: NPL4 homolog, ubiquitin recognition factor
Exons: 17
Coding region: 144-2033 (629 amino acids)
Biological process (GO): ubiquitin-dependent protein catabolic process
Cellular component (GO): nucleus
Molecular function (GO): ubiquitin protein ligase binding; ubiquitin binding
Source: RefSeq, a predicted model, not a curated record
CGUCGGGCACUAAUGUGUGUAACACCGGUGUUUGAGCUGUGUGAUGGAGUUUUGCUGACCCGCUCUUCAGUGACGCUUCGUGACUUUUGCAGUGACCGUGUUGCAGCUCAGCGGCGUCCACCUGGAGCUCCGAGCCGGGCGUCAUGGGGGAUGACAUUAUCAUCCGGGUGCAGUCUCCAGAUGGGAUGAAGAAGAUUCCUUCUACCAAGAGGGAGACAGCGGCCGCUUUUCUGAAAAAGGUGGCCAAAGAGUUUGGGUUCAAUUCCAACGGGUUCUCCAUUUAUCUGAACCGCAACAAGACCGGGGAGAUUCUGUCCCAGAACAAAACCCUCACCCUGCUAAAGAUCAAGCAUGGGGACAUGUUGUUUCUGUUCCCCUCUGGGUCCUCCUCCUCCUCAGGGGAGGUGAUGGACACGGCGACGCCACACACAUCUUCGUCCCUGCCAUCCAUCUCGUCCUCUUCCUCGUCCUCCUCCUCUUCGUCCUCGCUGAUCCCUCGGUCCUCCUCGGCGCCACAGGUGCAGGAGGACGAGAUCGAUCAGUACCUGGCUAAGCAAGACGGCAAGAUCUACAGGAACAAAGACCCGCAGCUAUGUCGUCAUGGUGCCCUUGGAAAAUGUGUGCACUGCGUACCGUUAGAGCCUUUUGACGAAGACUACCUGAACCACCUCGACCCACCGGUGAAGCACAUGUCAUUCCACGCGUACCUCCGCAAGCUCACCGGCGGAGCUGAUAAAGGGAAGUUCGCCGCUCUGGAGAACAUCAGCUGUAAGAUAAAGUCGGGGUGUGAGGGUCAUCCUCCCUGGCCUGAGGGCAUCUGCACCAAGUGCCAGCCCAGCGCCAUCACCCUGAACAGACAGAAAUACAGACACGUCGACAACAUCAUGUUUGAGAACCACACCAUCGCCGACCGCUUCCUGGACUUCUGGAGGAAAACGGGCAGCCAGAGGAUGGGCUACCUUUACGGCCGCUACACUGAGCACACGGACAUCCCGCUGGGCAUCAGAGCCGAGGUGGCCGCCAUCUACGAGCCCCCGCAGAGUGCGACCCAGAACAGUCUGGAACUGUUGGAGGAUCCCAAAGCUGCAGCUGUAGAUGAAAUCGCUGCCAAGCUGGGGCUCUGCAAGGUGGGCUGGAUCUUCACUGACCUGCUGUCCGAGGAUACAAGGAUAGGCACGGUCCGCUACUCCAGGAACCAGGACUCCUUUUACCUGAGCGCCGAAGAGUGCAUCACGGCCGGAUAUUUCCAGAACCAACACUCAAACUCCUGCAGGCUGUCUCGAGACGGGUACUUUGGAUCCAAGUUUGUGACCGUCGUUGCUACAGGUGGUCCAGACAAUCAGGUCCACUUCGAAGGUUACCAGGUAUCCAAUCAGUGCAUGGCUCUGGUGAGAGACGAGUGCCUGCUGCCGUGCAAAGACGCUCCUGAGCUCGGCUACGCCAAAGAGUCCAGCCCUGAGCAGUACGUUCCCGACGUCUUCUACAAGGACAAAGACAAAUUUGGAAAUGACGUCACGUUUCUAGCGCGGCCUCUUCCUGUUGAGUACCUUAUCAUAGACAUAACCACAACUUUCCCAAAGGACCCACAAUACACCUUCACCUCCACACAACGCUUCCCGAUUGAAAAUCGGGACAUCCUCGGAGAAACACAGGAUUUUCACAGUUUAGCCACGUACCUGUCCCAGUGCUCCUCGGCGUCAUUCCUGGACAUUGUCUCUGACUUCCAUCUGCUCCUCUUCCUUGUCACCAACGAAGUCAUGCCUCUGAGGGACAGUAUUGGCCUUCUUCUCGACGCAGUGAAGACAUCCAACGAGGAGCUGGCGCAGACCUGGAAGAAGUCUGAGCAGUGGGCAACCAUCGAGCAGCUUUGCAGCACGGUGGGCGGGCAGCCGUCCAGCUCCCUGGGUUACGAGGCGAUGGGCGGCCCCGCGGCCCCGGCGUCCUCCUCGGCCAUGUGGUCCUGCCUCCACUGCACCUUCAUGAACCAGCCCGGCACAGAGCACUGUGAAAUCUGCAGCCUGCCCCGCAGUUAAGAGACCCUCCACAGAACUUCCACGCCGUCACCUUGAAAGUCCUCGCCUCACCCGGUCCAGUUGCAAGAUUUCAGACGCCCUCCUCGUUGUUUGGUCCAGCUCACGGGGAAAACUCGGCGUUCCCCGCCGGCUGCCGGAGGCGCGGAAAGGAAUGCGCUCGUUUACAUCCACGAAUCCAAACAAACAAAACAAAAAAAGUUGAACCAGAUAUGAUUUAAUCUUGUUUGUUAUAUUCUCCCUCCUUUCAGCAACUCUCCUCUGUUUUUUUUGGGCCUAUGCUGUUUGAAAUAUUUCCCCUAAUAACUCAAAUAAAACCUGCUGUGACUCAGAAGGACAGCAAAGAGCCAA